Molecule: messenger RNA, 2313 nt
Organism: Paramecium tetraurelia
Lineage: Eukaryota; Ciliophora; Oligohymenophorea; Peniculida; Parameciidae
Exons: 3
Biological process (GO): phosphorylation; phosphorelay signal transduction system
Molecular function (GO): phosphorelay sensor kinase activity
Source: RefSeq, a predicted model, not a curated record
AUGAGUACUAGUAUGCAAUGUCAUACAUUGGGAUUGUCUUUGCACCAAUCAUUAUUGUAAAAUCAAACAUAGCUUUAGAUUUAAGAACGAGAAGAUGCUAAUGAUCUUUUGGAAUUGUUUAAGGAAGCCUUGCCUACUUCAAUACUGGUAAUUGACAAACAAACACAUAAGCCUCUCUAUCACACCAAAAAUUUGGAAACUGAAUUUAAAUUUGACAUCCCUCAUUCAGAUGAAUUUAUAAGAUGUCUCCAUUGUUUUUACUCUGAAAACAAAGUCAAAUUAUAAAGUAUCAUUGAUAGUUUCUUCCCUCAGAUAUAUAGUGCUCGUCAAAACUUCAAGAAUCUAUUUUCUGAAAUUAUGGACAAUUGCCAGUAUUUUUCUCAGAGUCCCUUAUUAAAGAAAUUCUCAGAAUAAUUUGAAUAUCCUGAGGAUGAAUUCAAUGAAGAGCGAGAACAUAAAAAUCAGCAUGAAAUUAUUAUUGAAACUCCAAAAAAUCAAUUGUAUUCUAAACCCUCCAUUAUUAUGAGUGAGGAAACCCCUAAAAAUUAAAAAUCUAAAAUAAUAGAAGAACUAUUGAUUAAAAGUUAAAGUUAAAGAACUAUUAGUUUAGUCUAAUUAAAGAAAAGGAGAUUGAAAAUUAGUUUAAAUCAUUGUUUAUGGUUUCGAAAAUAAGCCUUUAUGAUAAUACUCUAGAGCAAAGAGAUCGAUAAAUAGUUGGAUAAUUUAUAAUAGCAAUUAAAUGAAUAAUUAUAAAUAAGUGAAAAUAAAGAUCUCAUUCUAGCAACUGUGUUUCAUGAUUUUAAAACUCCAAUCAAUGGAAUUGUCUCCAUUUUGGAGACCCUUGAUUGUAAAAGUGAAAUUACAUAAAUAGAAAAAUAUUAUCAUAAUAUCAUUAAGAAAAAUGUAUACUUAAUGCUCUAUAUGAUAUAUGAUAUUUAAGAUUAUGCAAGAAUUCAAAAAAAAAAGUUAAGAUUAUGCUUAACUGAUUUUUAUAUCAAUGAAAUAAUUGAUGAGGUUAUUGAGAUGUGUUCAAUUCAAGCAGAAUAAAAGGGAGUUGAAAUUAAAACAUACUAUGAUAUUCCCUCUUAUCAAAUUCGUUCAGAUCCUAAUAGAAUUAAACAAAUAAUAAUGAAUUUUUUAUCAAAUUCAUUGAAAUUUACAGAACAAGGCAGUAUUACUAUCACUGUAUCUUCGCUCAAUACUGAUAAAUCAUAAAAUAUUAAAAGAAGUAAUACCUCUAGGAACAUACAGUAUUAAGUGGGAGAUUAAACAAUUUAAUAAAUUAGAAAAAGCUUACAAGGAAGAUAUUAAUAGAGUUCUGUAAACAAAUUAAUUUAUUCUAUAUCUGUAGAAGAUACUGGUUGCGGAAUACCAGAUAAUAUUAAACCACAACUAUUUAAUUUGUUUGCAACUUUUUCAAAUUAAAAGAUUGAGAAUAAAAGUGGAACUGGUAUUGGGUUGAUGGUGUGUAAAAACUUAGUUGGUCUAUUGGGUCCAUCUGAAUCGAUAGAUCUUUGGAGUGAAUAGAACGUGGGAACUAAAAUGUCGUUUUAGAUUUAUGCAAAAUUGCAAGAUAAUAAUUCUAUUAAAUCUGCUAAUUAUAUCAGUUGUUUUAAGUAGGAGCACUCCUCUUAGCAUCUUAGCAUUUAAUAGCAUGACGAUUCCUUGAAUGGAAAGGAUACACAUUAAGUGAUUGUGAGAUCUUCUCUUCUAAGGAUUUAUACAAAACCUUAGGAGAAAACUGAACUUGACUUAAAUGAACCAUCUUCAGAGGAUGUCGAUCAAACAAAAAGAAGGAAUAUCAUUUAAUUUUAAUCUUUGGGCUAAAAGUUAUUUCUUCAAAAAUCUUUAUAGAAGGAGGAUUCACAAGAAGUCUAAGAUCCAAAGUAAAGGUUAAAAUAAGUGUUGUAAAAUAAAAAGUUCGGAAUUCUAUUAGUGGAUGAUCAAAUUUUCAACUUGAUAGCGUUUAAGACUUUACUUUAAGAUCUGAUAUCCGAUUUGGUAAUUAUUGAAGCCUAUAAUGGAUAACAAGCUAUAAACAAACUCUUAUAAAACCAAAAGAACUUGAAUAUCAAAUACGUGUUUAUGGAUUUAUAUAUGCCCAUUUUAAAUGGAUGGUAAGCAGCAUAAAACAUUAGAACAAUGAUCAAUAAUAGAGAGAUCGAUGAUGUAAAAUUGGUUGCCUUAUCUGGCUUUGAUGACGAGGUUGAGUAGGAAAAAUGUGAAAAGCUUGGAUUUGAUGCUUUUAUACCAAAACCAAUUAAAUUGGAAGUUAUAGCAGAAGUUUUUUUUUAGCUUGAAAAUGAACAUUGA